UCUCUCUCUCUCUGUCAUUUUGUAACCUACUUGGUGUUUUAUGUCUCUCUUUAGCGGAGCUCGAUGCAGAACAUGCCCAGAAAGUGCUGGAGAUGGAGCAUGCGCAGCAGGUCAAGCUAAAGGAGCGUCAGAAGUACUUUGAAGAGGCAUUUCAGCAAGACAUGGAGCAGUACCUCUCCACAGGAUACCUCCAGAUCACCGACAGGAGAGGCAGCAUGUCUUCAAUGGAGGUGAAUGUUGAUCUCCUGGAACAAAUGGAUCUCACGGAUGUGUCCGAUCACGAGGCGCUCGAUGUCUUCCUGAGCUCUGUAGGGGAAGAGAGCAACGCUCGGUCUCCUGACACAGGUGGUCCGGUUCUGGAGCCCGGCUCGUCCCCCUCAGAGAUCAGCCUGAAGGUGCCCUCACAGACCGAUCUACGGCACACCGUCUCCUCUGUCUCGUCCUCCUGCACCGACACCAUCAGCGGCGUGACCGAGGGCCCGGACGAAGAGGACGCUAGCGAGGAAAGCUGCAGCGGAGACUCUCCACUGGUCCAGUCAGAUGAGGAGGAGGUACAUGCUGACACAGCCCUCGUGGGCCUCCCAGAAACAGAGCCGCUCAAAAGCUCAGAUGACAGCGACACACAGGCCCCCUAGUGGCCAUGGAUGGCAAACGCACUCGUUUCAGUGGCUUUCUGGACGAAAACCUGUUUUACAUCAAGGCCCAGAAGAGUGCCAGAUGAAAGACCUGCCAGAUGUUUCUUCAUGGCUUAAUGCGGCACUUUAAGAUGAAGAUUUUGGAGCCUUAUAGAAUGCUGUUUGUGCUCAGCCUAGAGAGCACUUCUUUCUGACUUUUAGCACUGUGAUUUUUUUUGUUUUAUUCUUUCCCAAUACAAAAAAAAAGCCAAUGUACGACACAGUUCUUCGUAUUACCUAUUGCAUCAGAAUUAUAAUAAUAAACAUUUUACAGUGUUCCCGCUAAUAUCACUGAUGUAUGUUGCAUGAAUUUGUAACGCAGAGCUCAUUUUUGCAUAUGACAUUAUCGAGCCGAUCGAAAGACUCUGAAAUACAAUAAAUAUACCUUGAAAUAAGACGAGCCUCAAA
Messenger RNA from Puntigrus tetrazona (Sumatra barb), 1082 nucleotides. Its product is annotated as dysbindin-A-like. Gene Ontology annotation, biological process: platelet dense granule organization; neuron projection development; regulation of synaptic vesicle exocytosis. Gene Ontology annotation, cellular component: neuron projection; BLOC-1 complex; cytoplasm. The transcript has 3 exons. Bases 93 to 635 code for a protein of 180 amino acids. The record is from RefSeq and is a predicted model, not a curated record. Lineage: Eukaryota; Metazoa; Chordata; Actinopteri; Cypriniformes; Cyprinidae.